Parascedosporium putredinis is the source of this 2172-nucleotide messenger RNA. NCBI's taxonomy places the organism in Eukaryota, Fungi, Ascomycota, Sordariomycetes, Microascales, Microascaceae. The record is from the annotation of a GenBank genome assembly.
AUGACGACCGCCUCUGCGUCGCCCGACUGGUCCCCGCACGCGCGAGUCUCCGUCGCCUACAACGUAUCCGGCAAAAGGACCCGCCUUAGCACUGACGUCCCGGGUAAUCCCUCGACCAAGUCUGGAUCGCCGCAACGCCGCCGUGCGACAAAACACAACACGCACGAACACAUUGAAAGUUGCAAGAUUGUGAUAGGUAGGAUGAGGAUCGGCGUCAUUUCUCGGCUUACCGGGCUGCUCCCGCUGCUCGGCGCCUCUCUAACCCACGCCUCGCCAACCGGAAGCUCCACGCCACACGCGCUGUCGGCGCGCGCCGAACGGAUCCUAGCUGACAUCGAGCUUCACAAGAUCGACGACGUCCGCGGUCAUCUCUCCCUACCGACUAGCUUAAAUGGGUUGCCCAUCUCCUGGAACAGCAGCCACCCGGACAUUGUUGGGACGGAUGGCCGGGUUAAACGCCAACUGGGAGACGCCAAAGUUACCCUGACUGCGACGAUUGACGCGGAGGGCGUGUUGCAGAGUCGAAGAAUUGACGCCAUUGUGCGCCGGCAAGCUAGCGUCAAUGCGUAUGAAGGCUACGCGUUUGCUUAUUUCACGGGCAGUUCUCUCGCCGGCGAAAACAUCUUCUUUGCCGCUAGCAACGGAAACGAUGCCCUCAGCUGGAAGGAGCUUAAUGCCGGGCAACCGGUCCUAAAGUCGUCGUACGGCACAAAGGGACUACGAGACCCCUUCAUCAUACGCUCCCACGAGGGCGACACGUUUUACCUCCUCGCCACGGACCUUUCCAUCGGCUCAGCGCCAUAUUCUCGUCUCUCCUGCCUCGGCGGGCAACACGUGGGCGCCCGAGGCCUUUACGACGAUACCAUCGGCGAGUACGUGGUCUUUUGGGCUUCGUCCAUCUACGCGGAGAGCGACACUGGCCACGCGGGAAAUACGUACCAUCGCAUGCUCUACGCCACGACCCGUGACUUUGUGACGUUUAGCGAGACUCAGGUUUGGCAGGACGCCGGUACUUCGAGAAUCGACUCCACGAUCCUCGAGGAUAACGGCGUCUAUUACCGAUUUAGCAAGGACGAGGGCGCCGGUGGCACCGGAUGCAGCGACAUUAUCCAGGAGGAGUCAACGAAUUUACGGGCCACACUGGACGCGUGGAGGAUCACAGACUCUUGCAUUGGCCGAAAUGCCGGCACAUCCGCUGUCGAAGGCCCCACCGCCUUCAAAUCGAACCCUGGCGACGUGCGUGGCGAAAGGUUCUACCUCUUCGUGGAUGAGUAUGGUGGCCGCGGCUACAUCCCUCUCGAAACGGCCGAUAUCUCCAACCCGGCGUGGAAGGUGUCGAGCUCGUAUAGUCUUCCACGGAGCCCCCGCCACGGAACCGUGAUCCCCGUCACGGCGGCAGAACUAUCCGCUCUUACUAGCAGCCUGUCCAUAAAGGCAAAGAGGCAGGAGGCUAGCUCUGCUGCCGACACCCUCAGCGGGAGCCCUGUGCUUCCCGACUAUUACGCGGACCCGAACAUCGCCAUCUUCAACCAGACAUACUACAUUUAUGCCACCACGGACGGCUUCCCUGGCUGGGGUGGCAAGGAAUUCUACGUCUGGAAUGGACACAACCCCGUCUAUAACCGCAAGACGAUCGGUGUGGCUGUGGCAGAUUCUCCCGAUGGACCGUUCACCGCGCAGCCGGAAGCCAUGAUUCUCAACAACGAGGCCGUCACCACGGGGCAGGCGAUCGAUCCCGCCGCUUUCCAUGACCCCGUAAGUGGCAAGUAUUAUUUCUUCUGGGGUAAUGGGUCCCCCAUAUAUGCUGAACUUGCGGACGACAUGGUCACGCUCAAAGAGGGUACGAUCCAGAAGAUUACCGGGCUAAACGAUUUCCGCGAGGGCAUCUUUGUUGGCUAUGCCACGUCGACGAGUGUCAACGGGCCCUGGACGUAUAGAGGCGUUGUUUUGGAGAAGGAUGCGAGCCAGGGAAUCCUCGCCACGGGACACAGCUCAAUCGUCAAUGUUCCCGGUACGGACAACUGGUACAUUGCCUAUCAUAGAUUUGCUAUUCCUGAUGGAGAUGGUACUCACAGAGUUACUUCGAUUGACAAGGUUACGUUUGGGGCCGAUGGAUUUAUGCAGAAGAUUACGCCGACCUUGACUGGUGUCGAGGCUGAGGUGUUGCAGUGA